This is a messenger RNA of Dermatophagoides pteronyssinus (European house dust mite), 4094 nucleotides long. RefSeq lists its product as uncharacterized. Gene Ontology annotation, biological process: DNA replication, removal of RNA primer. The record is from RefSeq and is a predicted model, not a curated record. Gene Ontology annotation, molecular function: RNA-DNA hybrid ribonuclease activity; nucleic acid binding. NCBI's taxonomy places the organism in Eukaryota, Metazoa, Arthropoda, Arachnida, Sarcoptiformes, Pyroglyphidae.
GGUACCGUGAGCACGUUUUUUUUUUGAGCUCUCCGAAAUUUAUCUUGUUUUUUCUAUCUUCUUCCGGCAUUACUGAUAAAAACAGCUCUUCUUAGAGCUAAAAUUAUUCUGCUAAUCUUUCUGGUCAUUUUGAUACCAACAUCAUUCUUACACGCCUUGAUAUGACUGAGAAAACGGACAAAACGCUUAAAACGCCAUCAAAUCUUAGCGAAGCUAUUGGAUAUCUUGAGAACUUGAUUAAAUCACAUGGCAAUAAAAAAAUAUCGGUUUCUGAUCAUAAAGAACAUAUCCAAAACAUUAUUGUUAUCCUAGAAGACAUUAAGACAUCACCCGAUGAUAAUGACACCGAAAAAGACGAAUUGCAAGCUCUUUAUGCCCAAAAAGAAGCAGAUUUGAAAGUACUAAAUGAUGAAAACAAACAGCUUAAAGCAGAAACGACUCAGAAAUCAGAUGAAAUUAAACGACUACGAGAUGAAAUCUUAAAGAUUAAAGCCCAAAAAUAUGACGAAAUUCUGGGAAAAAAACAUGAUACGAAUCCAAUCUUGAAAAAGCAACCAACAUUCGCAGAUAUCGCUAGAAUCAAUAAUCCGAUGGCCAACAACAAUGCUAUACAACGUAAAAACCAUGUCGUCAUCAUAUCUCCUAAAGACGAAGAUGUAUCAAAGGACUCAAAUCAAACAAUUGCCUUCGUGAAAGAAAAAAUUAAUGCAAAAACUACUUUGGAAAACGGUCUCCGUAUUGAAAGACUUCAGCCUGUCAGCGGUAAAAAGUGCCUCAUCAAGUGUAAUUCUGAAAAAGACGUAGAAAAGAUCUGCAAUAUUUUAAACAAUGACGACAAAAUCACCGCAAAAAAACCAACAAAGAAAAAUCCGCGAAUCAUGGUAGUUGGAAUUUCGAAGGAUAUCGAGAAAGAACAAAUCCCAACAUUGAUAAAAGCUCAAAAUCCCAAGAUCAAUGAAUUCAUAGAGAACAAUGAAAAUGAAAACAUGAAGAUUCUCUUUGAUAAAGAAGAUCGAGUCGGGUCGAAAUACCCACUAGAUAUUACAAUUAUGGAUAAAUCAACUAUCAUACUAUGCCAAAAUGUCCAACACUCAAGAGCGGGCACACAACAGAUAUUGAUAAAUGCCCAGACAUACAAAAGUCCAAUCCUAUGUAUUCAGGAACCUUACACAUUUGGUGACAAAGCCUGCGGUCUGACAGGUUACAAUAUUCAUUCUUCAACUAUUCCAAAAACUGUGAUAGCAACUGUGAUACCCAACGUCAUUUCAAUUCAGCAAUUCAUCACAUCUAACUGUGUCUCAUCAAAAGAGAUACAGUGCUUUGAUAGACGCUCAAGAUGUCUACGCUCAGCAGAAGAAGUCAACGAUCUAGUAGAUUCUCUAUCCGACACCAUCAUAAGAAUAUGUGAAUGCACGUUACCGCGAAAUAAACCUGGUAAACGCUCGAUAUACUGGUUUAACAACGAACUAAAAGAAAAGCAACAAAAAUGCAAAAGGUUGAGAAGGAAAUGGAAAAGAUCUAAUAAUCAAUAUCUCAAAGAAAUACACCUCAACAAUUACAUCGAAUAUCUCAAAGAAUAUAAAAAUCAAUUAAUCUCUACUAAAAAAGAGUCCAUCAGACAAUUCUAUUCAAUACAAGACAAUUCUUCCAUAUGGAAACAAGUAUAUAAAUGGUGUAAAACUCCAACAAAUCUUAAUCAAAAUCUUAAAACAAUCAAAACUGACCAAGGUUGGACAUCGUCACCUUUAGAAACAGCUAAUCAUCUUUUGAAUAAAUUCUUUCCCGACGAUCAACCAGACAACACCGAUCAAUCAAUCAUCUCAGCAUUUGCUCAAUCUACAUACUCAGCAACUAAUGAUGCACCAUUCAGCAGAGAAGAAGUCAACGAUGCCAUAGCGACGGAAAACGACAGCAAAAGUCCCGGAGCGGACAGUAUCUCUGCCAACAUCAUCAAAAACAUCAACAAGCUCUUUCCCACUUUAUAUUUCAACAUCUUUAAUGCAUGUCUGGAGCUUAGUGCUUUCCCGAAGAGUUGGAAAUUGUCAACAGUCAAAAUUAUCCCGAAACCUGGCUCCAAUCUUCAAACAGCUAAAGCCUUCCGACCAAUCAGCUUAUUGUCUGUCACAGGGAAAAUCUUCGAAAAGCUAAUAUACAAACGUCUCUUAUUCUGGAUACAUCAGCAUCCGACGGGCUUAUCAAAUAAUCAAUACGGCUUCAGACCUCAACGAUCAACUGAUGACGCCAUAAAUGUGAUUGUUAAUAAACGCAACGAAAUACUAAAUAAAAAGCAUUACGGCAUCUUCAUCUCACUUGACGUAGCAGGUGCCUUUGAUUCUGCAUGGUGGUCAUUAAUAAUCUCGUCACUCAUGAAUCUUAAUAUUCCAAAAAAUAUCAUCGAAAUUUUAAAAAGCUAUUUUACCGACAGAAAAGCUAGUCUUGUAAUAUGUGGAGAAAAGGCUGAAAAAUCAUUAAGCAGAGGCUGCCCGCAAGGAGCCAAAUGCUCGCCCUUACUAUGGAAUAUCCUGUAUGAUAAUCUCCUCAAGUUGCAAUUACCUAUUGGUUGCUAUCUGCAAGCAUUUGCAGAUGACGCAUUUCUAAUUGUUACACAUGAAAAAUUGGACGUCUGUGAGAAUAGAGCCAACAAAGCAUUAGCAAGGAUAUUUAAAUGGGGCAAUCAAAACAAAAUUGAGUUUAAUCCCAACAAGACGCAAGCAAUGUUGAUAUCUAAGAAGAGAAAAACAAGAGAUAUAGUCCUACAAAUAAACGGCUCAAGAAUCGAAUUGGUAAAUAGCCUGAAAUAUCUAGGCGUAAUUAUCGAAAACAAAAACAAAUGGAAUCUGCAUCUAGACAUGAUCUCCAAAAAAUCGCUAAAAUUGUAUCAUCAAAUUAUGAGGACCACCGGUAAAGAAUGGGGACUAUCCGGUGAAGUACUGCGAACCAUCUAUACAGUAGCAAUUGAGCCAAUAUUGACUUAUGCUUGCUCAUCAUGGCAUGGAGUUCUCGAUUUCAAAACUAAACGAGCGAAACUGCUUUCGAUUCAGAGGUCCUUCGCUAUUUCGAUAAUAAAAGGAUACAGAACCAUAUCCACUGAAGCUGCAAUAGUAUUAGCAAAUAUCGAUCCUCUUGAUCUGAAAAUAUUGUAUUGCACCAACAGAUACCAUCUUAAGCGAGGAAAUCCUACUAAUAAUUGUAUCGACUUAAUCCCAUUUCAACUAAGAGCUCCAUUCUCAAAUAGACUUCAUCCUGCCUUAUCAACAAAUAUGGAAAGCAGAAAUUGCCCACAACAUCAUCGGAUUGAUAUCUUCACAGAUGGGUCUAAAAUUGACAAUCAAACAGGCUGCGCUUUUGCAGCAAUAGAAAAUAACAACAUCAUUCAUAGUACUAAAUUGCGAUUAGCUGAUGAAUGCUCGGUAUUUCAAGCAGAGUUAUUGGCAAUCCUGCAAGCUAUUCAAUGGUGUAUUGCUAACGACCUCGACGCCAGGAUACAUUGCGAUUCUCAGGCAGCAAUCAAAGCAGUGUGCAGUCGAUAUACAUCAGAUGACUUGGCCCUAACGAUACAACGAAUGGUCAAUUCUUACAACAAGCACAUAUGUCUUACAUGGGUGAAAGCUCAUGUUGGAAUAACAGGCAAUGAAUUGGCGGACACCUUGGCGAAAGAAGCCACCAAAGAACAAUCGAUUUCGUAUGACAGACGCCCAAUAUCCUACGGACUCCGUGUCCUGAAGCUAAAAAUGCUCAAGGAUUGGAACGAUAGAUGGCAAACCUCGAACAAAGGGAGAAUCACGGCCAGUUUCUUCCCUACGAUCAAAAACCGGAAAGAAUGUCGUUUUCUGCCGAACUUUGUACAAACGCAAUUUCUCACUGGCCAUGGAAAAUUGGGUUCAUAUCUCUUCAGAAUGCAGAUAAGACAAUCGGACGCGUGUGUUUGUGGAGAAAGCCAGACAGUGGAACAUGUGCUAUUAUAUUGUCCAGCUACUCUCAGCAGCAGAACCGAAGCGGAAUCGAGAAUUGGUAGAUCUAUUUCAAUGGGGAUGGAAAAAGCCGAUCACAUCCAUAUUCUUGACUACAUGAUGAAAGCUUUUAAAAUCCUUUGA